Messenger RNA from Dictyostelium discoideum AX4, 4206 nucleotides. RefSeq lists its product as hypothetical. The coding region runs from base 1 to 4206 and encodes 1401 amino acids. The record is from RefSeq and is a predicted model, not a curated record. The transcript is spliced from 3 exons. Lineage: Eukaryota; Evosea; Eumycetozoa; Dictyosteliales; Dictyosteliaceae.
AUGAUUGGUAUUGUAAUUUUAAGUCUAAUACUCUUUUUAUUUAAAGAAUUAGUUAAAAAAUUAAACGGAUGUGAUGUUUCAAUAAAAUAUUAUAACGAACCAAUAUCAGAUGAUUAUAUAGCAAAUGUAAAUGGCAAUUGUUCUCAAAAAAUCUGUUUCUUGGCCAUUUCAAAUAAAAAUAUUUCCGAUAUAAGUGCUUAUGGAAUUCCUUUUACUUUAUUACAUGAUCCAUUUUUUGGACCAAUUUCUUAUGUUGAACUUUCAGUUUUUUCAAAUACAUCCUCGCCAUCAACUAUAAUUACAAUUGCAAUUACAGAAAAUGAUGGAGCAAUAACUCAUUUUUUUAAAACAACCUAUUGUUUGCUUCAAGAGACAACAAAUUUCCAAUUAGUUUUUAAAAAUUCACCAUUUUUUUUAAAUGAACCAAUGUCAAUAGAUUCAGAAUUUGGUACUAAUAGUGGAGGUCCAAAAAUGGUUGUACAGUUCAUUGGUAAUACACCUUCGGUUUUUAAAAAAUUUUCAAGUAAUUCAUUAUUCAACUCAACAGUUAAACUUUUAGGAAAUAAAGCAACAAGUAGACUCUAUGAAGUAACAAUGUUUCCCAUAUCAAUGCCAAGUAUUAAUUUUGAAAAUCAUAAUCUUACUUAUAAAUAUAAUAGUGGUAGUGGAGAAUUACAAACAACUUCAUCAUUUACACCAAUAUAUUUUACUGAAUCUCACUAUAAUACAUUUUUUCCUGCAAUAAAUUCAAAAAAUAAUAUAAUAUAUCAAGUUGAUUUUCAAUUCACAACUGAUAUCUAUCCAUAUGGUUCAAUGGUUUGUACUAAUUGUUAUAUUUUCCUAGUUGCAAAUAAUGGAUCCAGGGUGCAAUUUCUUAUUUAUUUUAAUAAAAUUGGUUCUUACAAUUCUACUGGUACAUUUUCUAAUGAUGCACUCCAUAACAAUAUGUAUUUUACAAAAACUAUUACAAUUAAACCUGAUAAUUUUUCAAAUGGUACAGAGAUGACAUUGGUCUUCCAAGAUACUGCAUUUGGUACAACACCAAUGGGGUUUUCAGCAAUUUUAACUGGUGUUCCAGUAUUACCAAAUACACCAGUAACAAUAUAUUAUCCAAGUGGCCUUAAAAGACAAUUAUGGUUUAAUCAACCUCCAUUCGGGUUAAUAGAUGGUUUUAUGGUGGGUUUGGUCAAUAAAUUCAAUGUCAUGUUUACUAUUAAACUAUCAAAGUAUAUGAGUGGUACAUUAAGAUAUAGUUUUAAUUCAAACAAUCAAAAAUCACCAAUAGAAAUACCAUUGCCAACUCAAAUUGAUCCACAGUUAAUUGAUACAGAAUCACCAAUAGUAACAUCAGCUAUUGUAGUAGGCGAUAUUGGUAAAAUGAAAUUAGUUAUUCAAAUGGCAAUUACAGAUGAUAUUUCAGGUUUUUCAGCUUUUGUAUGUUUAGAUACAAAUGAAAUCAUUUUCGAUUAUAAAAAUUUAAUGCUUGGAGGUACAAUUAAUAAUGGUGUCUAUAGCUUUAUCUAUGAUUAUGGUUUCACACCAGUUUGUAAAAAUUCAGCAUUUUUAGAUUUCGCAGGUAAUGCACAAGUUCAAAAUCAACCAUUCACUGAUUUUAUUAGAUCAUUUAUAAAUGCUACUACCAAUAUUAAAUAUUUAAUGAUGAAUACACCAAGUUAUCAAGCAAAAACAUUAUCAGAUUUUCAAGAAUUUUAUUUUGCAUUUAAUAAUAUCAGUUUAACAAAUCAAGGUUUUUAUAAUACAUUAUAUUUCAAAUUCAAAGAUAAUAAUAAUGAUCCAGAUUAUUGUAUUAAAUUUAGAUUAGCAAUUUCAGGUGGAUAUCCAAAUCCAAUAGAUUAUUACUCAAUAUGGGAUAAUAAUUUACAAAUGUAUAAAGUUGAAUUUUAUAUUCCACCAAAUCUAUCAAAAAUUAAUAUACUUUAUUAUAUUUAUUUAGGACUUGAUUAUGAAACUCAAUAUUCAACAUCACAUUUCCAAUCAUGGGUCAGUUCAAACAAUGCAACAUUAUCAGUAUACUCAAAUAUUGGUGAUAUGAUGCCACCUUUGGUUCGUUCAUUACUAAUUAGCCCAUCAACUGUGGAUUCAGAUAGCUUUUUAAAUUAUUAUUUAAUCAUUGAAGAUGUAUACAAUGGAUUUGGUUAUGGAGAAAUUACAAUUAUGGGUUCAGUGGAUUUUAUACAAUGGAAUUUUACAUUUUCAUCUGGUGAAAAUAAAAAUCCAUUGGUUGAUGUUUAUAAUUUUUCAAUAUAUAUUCCAAAGUGUAUAUCCCAAUCCUACAAUAUCUAUCAUUUGAAAUUAGUAGAUAAAGCAGGAGUAUUCUCAGAGUAUACAUUUGGUAAAUCACAGCCUUUCCCAAUCAUCGAUCCUUUGGUUAAAAUAGUUGUUAAUGAAUACAAAUUCAAUUGCUCAGUUAAUCUUUAUUCAAACUCUUUACCAGUUUUGAAAGAUUUUACAUUUGAACCAUUAUCAAUAGAUGUAGGUGGCCCAGAUUCAUCAAGAACUGUUAUAUUUAAAAUGGUGGUGGAUGGUGCAGCCAAAGCAGGUUCAAAACCCACCAUUUAUUUAGGUGAUACUUAUAUAAACUAUGUAACAGUACCAGUUUUAUCAGAUGGUGUAUUUGAUCCAAUUGCAAAUAUCACAACAUUUACAGUUUCAACAAUUAUUCCAUAUGGUUUUGGUUAUCCAGAAGGUAUUUUAUUAAAUGUAUUUGGAAUUCAAACUACAUAUUCCACAUUUCAAGGUUAUUCUUCACUGGAUUUACGAGAUGCUAAUUUCACAUAUACACUUUUAACUCCAACAUUCUCUUCUUAUCCAAAAAUGACUUCAUAUUUACCAAUUUCAGCCAAUGGAGGAGAGUUAACUAUUUUUGGAAGAGAAUUAUCAACAAUAGCAAAUUCAUUUUAUAGAAUUAUAUAUUCGGUAAAUAGUAGUAAUUCUACACCAGUGGCUUCAAAUAUUAAUGUAAAAUACAUUUCUAAUGUUGCAAUUAAAUUAAAUGUUUCUUCAACAACUGGUCCAUUCACGAUUGAAUAUACAACCUCAUCAAAAACCAUUGAUACAAUCACUAUAUAUCCAUAUCAUGAUUAUUGGAAUCCAAACCCAGUAACACCAACACCAACCGAAACACCAACAGUACCACCUACUAUAGCACCAACUGAAACACCAACAGUACCACCAACAAAUCCACCACAAAAAUGUGGUGGUAAUCCACAAUGUGGUGGUGAGUCAAAAGGUAAUUGUGUGAAUGGAGUAGGUUGUGUUUGUAUUUCACCAUGGAUUGGAAGUGAAUGUCAAUCAAGAAUUAUUACUAUCCCACCACCAGUCAUAGAUCCAACAAAUCCAAAUCAAAAUUUAACAUUAAAUUCAACAGGUACAAACGAAUUCACAUUGGUCAGUUUAGUAUCAUUAGUAUCAUUAAGAGAAUUAAAUUUUAAAAAUGAAUUAGUUAGAUCAUUCCGUUUCGAUAAAUGGAAAUUAAUAUCAAACACUACAACCGAUAGUAAUUAUAUAACAGAUGUAAUAGACCCAAAAAAUAAUAAUACAAUUUGUUCAGUUAAUGUUUCAACUACUUGGUAUCAAACAAAAACAGAUAUCGAAUUUGCAGGUCAAAAAUUAACAAUGAAUCCAAGUACAUUAAAAUAUAAUAUCAAUAUUACAUCAUUCCCAUUCACAUAUGGAUUGAAUACACUUCAAUUAGUAAUGUCAGCAACAGCACAAUCAACAUCACAACAAGAUGAUCAAUGUUCAUCCAAUGAAUUUGGUGAUACUACAUCAAAUGAUAAUUCAAAUUAUCUUCAACUAUCAGUCAAUCAACAUUCACUCUAUGGUAGAUUUAUUAAAAGAGGUAUUGUAGAUAACAAUAUCAAAUCAAUUGGUAAUGAAAUUUUAAAAGAUCUCUCAAGUGAAAACUCUUAUUACAUUUCACAAUCAUAUAUUGGUAUAAAUAUUCCAUUUUACAAAGAAUCUGUUCAAUUAGAUCCAGAUUUCUCAGUUUUAUUAGAUCAAAGAUCAGCAUCAUCAAUUUGUAAUAAUAAAGGAAAUAAAUUAUCAAAAGGUGCUAUCAUUGGUAUAUCAAUUGGGUGUGCUGCCUUCACUAUCAUUGUUGUAACUUUAGUUGCAAUACUUUUAAAGAAUAAAUAUUUCUUUAAAAGUGUUCAAUUAAAAGUGAUUAAAAUGGUGGCAAAAUAA